Thyridium curvatum is the source of this 1494-nucleotide messenger RNA. RefSeq lists its product as uncharacterized. Gene Ontology annotation, molecular function: protein binding. The record is from RefSeq and is a predicted model, not a curated record. The transcript is spliced from 4 exons. The coding region runs from base 1 to 1494 and encodes 497 amino acids. Lineage: Eukaryota; Fungi; Ascomycota; Sordariomycetes; Thyridiales; Thyridiaceae.
AUGACGGACGCAUUGAUUGCUGGCCGAGGUGGCGGCAGUGGCGGCGGCACGGGCAGUGGCAACACUGAUCCUGGACCCUCUACCGCAAGGACCACGGGCAAUGGAGAAGGCAGCAGCCGGUCUGUCGGCGUUCAGCAUUCUGUUGACGGGCCACGGCUGCAGUCUCUAGUCGAGAUCAUGCGAAGACCUUCCACCAGGCCGCCGUCUCCGGUCGUGCUCAGGCAGAUGCCCUCGCUUGUGGAGCAAAAGCCGGCCCUGAACCCCAAGGAAGACCUGUGGCUUUCUACAGCUGACGAUCGCUAUACUUCGCCAAUUAUCCCCAUACGCGUCGGGGAGCUUCCUGAUAUUCAGACCUUCUACGUGCACCGAGACAUAUUGGUGGCACAUGACUGGUUCAAAGCAGCAUUGUCUGGCAACUUCAAGGAGAGUGCUGAUCAAGCCUUGGACCUCCCCAAGCAGGACCCAGCAAUUUUUCACUUCUUAGUGGCAUUUCUGUACGAGGGACAAUUUGACCCCCUCCAACCCAUUGCCAGUGCCCUUGUCCCCGACAACGAUAAAGGCAAAGGCAGGGACACGGGCCUCGAAGAGCAAGCGUCAGACGAAGACUCUGCUACGAGCUUGGGAAGCGAUACUAGUGCACGCUCCCAGCAGCGUAGGGAGCGAAGGCGGCGGAGAGCAGAACGCCAGAUCGAGCGCUUGCGCGAAAAGCACCCAGGUCAACACCGGCCUGAGUGUAAUUGCCAACAGUGCAUUAUCAGCGGCGGCCCCCCUUGCUGGGCUUGCGGUGCUGGGCGAGCGCCGCCCAGUGUGGUUUCGCCUGGGUAUAGACCUGCGGACAACUGGCGUGCUCUGCCUAGACGAAAUCGUCAAGGUGCGCAGGAGCAGCGAGCCGCCAACGGAGCCCGCGGUAUCGGCGGCGGCGGUAAUAAUGGCCCUGGACCCGUGGAGCCGCCCGACCCGUACGGCGGCGGUCGCAUCAAGGGCGAGGACCUGCAGACCUGGCUGCUCGCCUACGAACUCUGCAUCGAGGUGUACAUCUGCGCCGACACGUACCUGAUGGAGGAGUUCAAGGCCGAGGUGUCGCGGCGGACGAUCGACAUGCUCGAGACGGCGGGCUCGGACGCCGCGCAGCCGCGGGUCCUGCAGUCGUGCGCCCGGCUGGUCCACAACGUGGGCGAGGCGGACUGCCUGUCGCGGAUGGUGCUCGCGCGGGCCGGCUUCCUGCAGUCGCUCCUCUGGAGCCGCUUCGCGGAGGAGACCAACGAGUUCCUGAUGGCGAACCCGGACGUGGCGGCGCUGAUGCUGCGCGAGAUGGCGGCGCGGCGCGAGGACGAGCCGAGCGGCCGGACGCUGCCCAGCAUGCACCGGCCGAUGCCGCCGCCGAUGGGAGCCGCCUGGCAGCAGCCCCUGCCGCACCACGCCCACCUGCAUGGCACUAUGUGGGAUGCGUACGGCGUACAGACGCGCCAUAACCUCAGGGGGGCGCGGUUCUAG